Messenger RNA from Drosophila arizonae, 731 nucleotides. RefSeq names its product mitochondrial fission process protein 1. Lineage: Eukaryota; Metazoa; Arthropoda; Insecta; Diptera; Drosophilidae. Gene Ontology annotation, cellular component: mitochondrion. The record is from RefSeq and is a predicted model, not a curated record. Gene Ontology annotation, biological process: mitochondrial fission.
UGCUAAAAACGACAAUAUACUCAAAGGAUAGAAAUUUUAAAUGUUUUAAUUGAAAUUAUAUUAUUUGUUACGCAACAAAAUAAACUCACAUUAUGACUGAUCCGGAACCAACCGUGGAAACUAAAUCAACAAUGCAGCCGCUCGAUGAGAAACUGGAAGAGCAAAUGCACAAACAACUACACACAAAAGAAGUGGAUAUUUAUCGUGAUACCUUCUUACGUUAUAUGGGCUACAGCAACGAGGUGGGCGAGGCAUUUCGUCCGCUGUUACCCAAAUCAAUAGUUGCUGCCUCCUAUGGCAUGGCCAUUGGCUAUGUCUGCACUGAUACCUUUGACAAGGCGUUGCGCCAUCAAAUGGCCGGCGGUACCGAUCGCCAGGUGGCGCUAGUGGGCGCCGAUGUGUUUACUUGGCAAAUGUUUGCAUCAGUUAUAAUACCUGGAUUGACCAUCAAUCGCAUCACUGCAGUUAGCAAAACGCUGUUGAAGAAGUCACCCAGUUUCGUGGUGAAGACGUUGCCUACACUAAUCGGAUUGAUCAGCAUCCCAUUGAUAGUGCAUCCCAUCGAUAGCUUGGUAGAUCGACUAAUGGACGCCACCUACAGAAAGAUGGUGCGAUAAUAAACUAAAUGGCCGGACUGCUCAUCCACGAUUGGUGCUACUUGUAUUGUUCAUUCAGGCAUUCCGAAAAUUCAAAUUUAUAGACUAGUGAAAUUGAAUAACAUUUUGAUAAAU